Molecule: messenger RNA, 2455 nt
Organism: Spodoptera litura
Lineage: Eukaryota; Metazoa; Arthropoda; Insecta; Lepidoptera; Noctuidae
Product: scavenger receptor class B member 1-like
Cellular component (GO): membrane; cytoplasm
Molecular function (GO): scavenger receptor activity
Source: RefSeq, a predicted model, not a curated record
AACAACAACUGGCUUUCGUGAAACCUUGCGUCGAUGUUUAAAGUUUUUUAUUAUCUAUUUUCGUAUUCGUGUGCAGUUUUGUAGUUUGUGCUUAUGGUUGGUGGAAGGAGGUUUUCUGAAAAAAGGUCUUGUUGUGGUACCUACUGGAUUUUAUGGAUGGUUUAUCAGGGAUUGACUCAGAUAGAACAAACAUGGGCCAGCAAUGAAGUAAAUCAUAUUUCCUAUACAUACCUACAUAUAUACAGAAGCCAUGGUGCUGACCAGAGCAGACGCCAUCAAUAAGAAGAUCGCGAGUACAAAUAAGAUCCUCGCUACAAUAACAACUGGCGUCGUAUUCCUGCUGUUCCCCAUAGUUAUAAAAAUAGUAGACCCUGUACCUACAAUUGUAAAUUAUUUACUUCGAGUAGCCAACGGCAGCAUAGUAUAUGAGCUGGUGCAGGAUGAGAUGCCAGUAGCAGAGCUCUCCAUCUACUUGUUCAACGUCACCAAUGCUGACAGGUUCCUCUCUGGAGAAGAUGAUAAACUCAAGGUUGAAGAGGUUGGACCUUUCGUGUUCCAAGAAUAUCGCUGGUACGUAGAUGUGGUGUUGAGUGAGGAUGGCAAGGAGUUGGGAAUGACCCCCAAGGUCAGAAUAGAGUUCAUCCCCGAGGCUUCCAUAGCCCACCCCAAGGAUGUCAUGCUUACUGUACCUAAUCUACCAUUUCUUAGUGGAGCAUCGCUUAUUUCCAAUUAUCCAAGUUUCAUACGCACUGCCUUCAACAUGGUGGUGGGUCCGUUGGGAGAGAAAGCCUUUAUGCAGUUGGACGGCGACAGGUAUCUGAACGGCUUCGAAAGCCGGGUCCUACAAAUCUGCAACAGUUUAGCUCCUGGAUUCGUGUAUUUUGAUGAUUUUGGUCUACUUAAAAGGCUUUACGAAAAUGAGUCGGAAUACAGAAUAGUGGUGGGAGCUACCAAUGAGGAUAGAUUCAAGAUCAAAUCUGUGAAGAAGUUCAGACACAUUGAGCUGGGGACCAUCAAAGACGUUGAUGUAAGUGAGCAAAUAUUUGAAAAGGACACCUACGAGGGAGCAAUAUACCCACCCAUGUUGACUCCAGACGUGCCCAUUAACUGGUACCGGCUGGGCAUCUGCAAGACCUUUAACCUUCAAUACUUGGAGACCAGGAACAUGCACUAUGGUGGCGAGGCCUUUAUUUACACCAUCAGUAAUGAGACGUUCGGCGCCAGUGUCAACCCCCUUAACAAGAAACCUUAUCCUAGUGGAGUUUUGGAUAUAUCUGAUUGUGCUUUUGGUCUACCAUUUGUGAUAUCUAAAGCACAUUUCCUGGACAGCGACCCCAAGCUGUAUGAACGGAUUGAGGGGAUCACGCCAAACAGAGACCUAGACGACACUACAAUUAUCAUUGACAAAAAGGUGGGCGUAAUGUACAACACGAAGAUGUCCAUCCAGCUGACGAUGAUGCUAGGUGACCUCGACUUCAACUGGCAGUCCAAAAUGCUGUCCCAUGCUGUGGUACCUGUCAUCCGUAUCGAAGUAAACCAGCCAAAGCUAACAGAAUGGACGCUCAGCAAAUUGGUGCUGGUCUACCAACUGGCUCCUUACAUCGUAAUAGCUCUUCAGAUACUAUCAGCUCUGAUAGGCACACUCCUGGUCACGUAUGCAGCGCGACUUCAGUAUCUCAACUGGAUGUCAAAAACCAGGACUAUAGUAUUCGAAACAGUUGAUAUACAAGCAAAAUUAAAAGCUGAACUUCCACUUAUACCAAAAUAAAAGACAUGUUUGAAGGUGAUUUUUUUAAAUUGAAUGCAAAAUAUGGUACAAAAAGUCGAAGUGACUGACCUGACUAAGGUAGGUAAAUGACAUUCAUUGUAUUUGGAACUCAAACGAAUUUUUCGAAAACAUAAUUGUAAAAUACGUCAUAUUUUUUUCGGUGUCUUCCAAAUUGUAGUUACAUUUGUUUUAAUGGAAAAUAAUAAAUGGUUAUAAUUGUAUAUUCAUCUUAGAAUUAAUCUUAUUUUAGACUGAACGAAUGGAAUUCUUAAAUACUGACGUACUGAGUAGUAUUUAUAUGUCAUCGAAAUAUUAUGUGGUCAAUUAAAACGUUAUUCCAUCGAGUACAAAGUACAAAGUUAUAGUAAUUAUAGUUUUCUUAUGAAAAUAAAACUCAAAACUAUCUACGUAAUUAUCUUUUUAUCACUUGGUUCUUUGACGCUUGAUAGUAUAUUUGUGUAUAAUAAUUUUAUACACAAAGACUACUCCGUACACCACGUCUCAAACUACUCUGACAGAUGUCAGUAAAUGCGACGCCAUUUUGUAACCGCAACUGUCAUUAGAUAAGUAGAAACAAAUAAGUAUAUUUGUUUAUUUAUAUUUUCAUUUACGUUGAAAUAAAGUUACUUGAGGUAAUUUGUUCCUUACAAAUAAGGUGUGGCAAUUAUGUAAAUACUAGAUUUAAGA